UCCACUAAACUAAAGGCUGACCGCGAUACAGGAACUAGUAGUGACAGAACUGAAACAGAAGCAAAACAUUAUAACAUUACCAUAACAUGUUAUUAGCUGUCAAAAUUUCCCCUAACUUUGUGAACAUUAUUUCACUCGUUCAUAGCCAUGGGUCAUUUCAGUUAACGGUUACCACCGUCUCAUACGGAAGUUAAGGUUUUCAUGAUGGUAGUGGAGGUGGAGAGCUUCUUCGGUGUGUACAUGCUUUACUGCACUAACCCAAAAUUUAAAGGCCGUAUCUACAUCGGCUUCACGGUCAACCCUGAGCGGCGGAUUGGACAACACAACGCCGGGAGGCACAAAGGGGGCGCCAAAAGAACCAGUGGCAGGGGGCCGUGGGAGAUGGUACUCAUUAUCCACGGCUUCCCUUCAGAUAUAGCUGCUCUGAGGUUUGAGUGGGCGUGGCAGCACCCUCACUCUUCCAGACGACUUUCCCACGUCUCCCGACGUUCUAAAAGAGAAACGAGCCUGCAGUUCCACUGGCGCGUCGUCUCCAACAUGCUGCAGGUGGCGCCAUGGAGCAGGCUGCCUUUGACUGCCCGCUGGCUCAGACAGGAGUAUAGGAUGGACUUUGACCCCGGCCUGCAGCCCCCACUGCACAUCCCCAUCGCCUUUGGCAAUGUGAGGGCCAAGAAGAAGCAGUCGCUGCCAUCUGCAGGUGAAGAUGAAGAUGUGAUGUCUGUGUGUUUCCUUUGCAAGGCGAUGGUAAAGGUGUCAGAGAAGCUGAGCUGUUUCCUUCCAUUCUGUGGGAUGGUCAGUCAUGUAGUCUGCCUGGCCAGAUAUUUUCUGAGGUCCGAGCCGUCCCACCUCCUGCCUGUAGAGGGACAGUGUCCUUCCUGCCAUGGCUCGGUGUUAUGGGGGAGCCUCAUUCGCCAUAAACACGGCUGCCUCGGAGACCUGGAGGAGAUCGUUUCCUCCACAUCACAGAGCCACUGGGCAGAUGAACUGCAGAUGUGAAGAAAAGGAGGUUGCAGUAGUGAAUGUCUGCCAUUGGUACUGAAGAGUGUAUAUAAAUUUGAAUAUUUCAUCAUAAAGUUUUUAAUUCUUUGUAUUAUUAACAAUCAUUAAAUUUUUCCAAAUAAAAGAUUAAGGAAAUAAUUUUACUACUUCAACAGGAUGUGUUCUGUAAAGCUCUUCCGAAGAACAUGUUUUCUAUAGCUAAUGUGAAAUGUGUCUUUAUUUAUGUUUUUGUUUUCAGGACAUGAAAAGAAUAAAAGAAUAAUUGAAAAUUUUCUUUAUUUUGUCUCCUUUACUAUUUAAAUGCAUGUAUGUAACUUUAAAAAAAAAAGUUUUUUAAAUAUUUGUUAAACGGUCACCAUGUUGUGACAAUAUAAUAUGAGCCAGAUAAUCUGUGAAAAGCUCAAGCUCCUCCCAGUGCUACAAUGGCCGUCUGAAGAAACACAACGCUUCCAGUCAAAAACAGCCAAUCAACCUUUUUUACCCGCUGCUCAGUGUACUAAUGGCAGAAACGACUUCUGUUCCAGGAAAACUGUUUACCUGCCAUCAUCGGUGGCCAUGCUAGCUAGCCUGUGCAUUCCUAGAAUGGUUAGCCUCUCUGCUAACAAGAAGAAGCCGUAGGGUAGCAGAGAGGAAGGAGGAGAGUGUGAGCUAGAUUGACAGCGCUAAGACCCUCCUCCUACAGUCCAGAAAUAUAAAAUUUUUCUUAGGUGUGUGUGUGUGGUUGUUUGUUCUGUCUGUCUCUGUGUUGCCUUGCUGGUGACCUGUCCAGGGUGACCCCACCUCACAGCCGAUGACUGCUGGCACCUCUCACAACCCAACUGGGGAUUAGCAUGUUGGCUGGCUGGAUGGAUGGAUAUUCAGAGUGGACUGUUUUCAUUUUCAAAUUUCACAUUUCAAGUAUCAGAUCAAAAGUUUAUUUGCAAUAUCAAUGUUUAUUUAUACUACAUAGUUCUCAUCUUUUACUGUUGUUUGGUCUAAUGUUUACCUAUGUAUAUAGUUAAAUUUCCACUGUAUGUACAAAUUAGACCCUUAGUGUAAAAUUCUAACCCAAGUGGAUUAGAGAACGGCCACAUUAAAUUCAACUUUGUGUAGCCAGUUCUUAUUUAAAAAGCAUUGAAGCUGUUUUAUUAUCAGUACACUCAGACAAAAUCAGUUCUGCAGACUUAUGGCCACCUGCAGCAGUCAUUGGGCGAGAGGAAGGGCACACCCUGCACAGGAUGCCAGUCCAUCACACAGCUCAGGAAAUCACUACAGGCCCAAAAUGAACAUGACAUUUAUUUAUAUUGAUACAAAUCUCAGGCCAGAAUGGUAAACGAGACAAGGUGAAUGAAAAUAAAGUUGCAAGAGUUAUUGGGAAUUAUAUGCAAAGAGACUCAUUAUUCUUUCAGCUG
Molecule: messenger RNA, 2390 nt
Organism: Xiphophorus maculatus (southern platyfish)
Lineage: Eukaryota; Metazoa; Chordata; Actinopteri; Cyprinodontiformes; Poeciliidae
Gene: slx1b
Product: structure-specific endonuclease subunit slx1-like
Exons: 5
Coding region: 202-996 (264 amino acids)
Biological process (GO): double-strand break repair via homologous recombination
Cellular component (GO): Slx1-Slx4 complex
Molecular function (GO): crossover junction DNA endonuclease activity; 5'-flap endonuclease activity
Source: RefSeq, a predicted model, not a curated record